ACCAAUCGGAUGGGUCCUUUGGCGGUUCAUACGGAAACCAAAGCUAAUGACCGAUGUUUGUUAUGCUAUCAGUAGCAGCAUGCCUGCUGAACGCAAGCGAUCAGUAAACAUGGACGACAAAGAAGUGUGCACCUUCAGCAACAAGGACAAAGAUAAGGACCGAGACGGCGACAGAAGACCGGGAUCUGCUCGAGACAAAGCAAAAGACGAAGCCAAAAUGAGCAGCAAGAAAGACGGCGGCAAAGAGGAGAAGAGAAAGCGCCUAGAGGAGGAAAAGAAGAAGAAGGAGGAAAAGGAUCGUAGAAAGAAGGAGGAGGAGAAACAGAAGGCAGAGGAGGAGAUGAAGAAGAAAGAGGAGGAGGAGAAGAAACAGCAGGAGGAGCAGGAGAAGAAGCUUCAGGAGGAGGAGGCCAAACGACAGCGUGAGGAGGAAGCUGCUCUCCUUAAGGAGAAGGAGGAGGGCCAUCAGCUGCACCAGGAGGCCUGGGAGCGCCACCAGUGCAGGAAGGAUCUCCGCGGUAAGAACCAGAAUGCCCAGGAGGGUCGUCCUGAAGAGGCUUUCUUCAGCCGCCUGGACUCCAGUCUGAAAAAGAACACUGCUUUUGUGAAGAAGCUGCGUACACUCACUGAGCAGCAGCGAGACUCGCUCUCCAAUGACUUUAACUCUCUGAACCUCAGCAAGUACAUCGGCGAGGCUGUGAGCUCUGUCGUAGAGGCCAAGCUGAAGAUCUCUGACGUUGGCUGUGCCGUUCACCUCUGUUCCCUCUUCCACCAGCGCUACGCCGAGUUCGCUCCGUUACUGUUACAGGCCUGGAAGAAGCACUUUGAGGCCCGGAAGGAGGACAAGGCACCGAACGUGAGCAAGCUGCGCACAGACCUGCGAUUUAUCGCCGAGCUCACCAUCGUCGGCCUCUUCACGGACAAAGAAGGACUCUCUCUCAUUUAUGAGCAGCUGAAGAACAUCAUCGGGACCGACCGUGAGACGCACACGCACGUGUCGGUGGUGAUCAGCUUCUGUAAGCACUGCGGGGACGACAUCGCCGGUCUGGUCCCACGUAAGGUGAAGCUGGCUGCUGAGAAGUUCGGCUUGGCCUUUCCUCCAAGUGAGAUUAUCAGCACAGAGAAGCAGCAGCCCUUCCAGAACCUUCUGAGGGAGUACUUCACUUCACUCACCAAACACCUGAAAAAGGACCACAGGGAGCUGCAGAACACCGAGAGGCAGAACAGGCGUAUCCUUCACUCCAAAGGAGAACUGAGCGAGGACCGACACAAGCAGUACGAAGAGUUUGCCACCUCCUACCAGAAGCUGCUGGCUAACACGCAGUCCCUCGCUGAUCUGCUGGAUGAGAACAUGCCGGAGCUGCCGCAGGACAAGACCGUGCAGGAAGAGCACGGCCCCGGCAUUGACAUUUUCACUCCUGGUAAGCCUGGAGAAUACGACCUGGAGGGAGGAAUCUGGGAGGAUGAAGACGCUCGUAACUUCUAUGAGAACCUGGUGGACCUAAAGGCCUUCGUUCCCGCAAUCCUCUUCAAGGACAACGAGAAGAGCAGCCAGGGCAGAGAGAAGGACGAUGGCAAAGAUGGCAGAGAAGGCAAGGACUCAGCCAGCACCACAGAGGAGCUGGAGUUAGAGCUGGAGGCUUUGGACAUCACAGAUGAACCUCUGGAGCUGGAGGGACCAGACGAGGCAGAAAACGAGGAGCUGGCUAAAAAACUGCUGGAUGAGCAAGAACAAGAGGAUGAAGAGGCCAACACAGGGUCCCACUUGAAGCUCAUUGUAGAUGCCUUCAUCCAGCAGCUCCCUAACUGUGUCAACAGAGAUCUCAUAGAUAAGGCUGCCAUGGACUUCUGCAUGAACAUGAACACCAAAUCCAACAGGAGGAAACUCGUCCGAGCUCUCUUCACCGUCCCCAGACAGAGGUUGGACCUUCUGCCCUUCUACUCUCGCCUGGUGGCAACUCUCCAUCCAUGCAUGUCUGACGUGGCUGAAGACCUGUGCUCCAUGCUGAAGGGAGACUUCAGGUUUCACAUUCGUAAGAAGGACCAGAUCAACAUCGAGACAAAAAAUAAAACGGUCCGGUUCAUCGGGGAGUUGGCCAAGUUCAAAAUGUUCUCGAAGACGGACACGCUUCACUGUCUCAAGAUGCUGCUGUCAGAUUUUACCCAUCAUCACAUCGAGAUGGCGUGCACGCUGCUGGAAACCUGCGGCCGCUUCCUCUUCAGAUCUCCAGACUCCCACCUGCGUACCAGUGUCCUACUGGAGCAAAUGAUGCGUAAGAAGCAGGCGCAGCACCUCGAUGCUCGCUACAUCACCAUGGUGGAAAACGCCUACUACUACUGCAACCCUCCACCUGUGGAGAAAACGGUGAAGAAGAAGAGGCCGCCGCUGCAGGAGUACAUCCGUAAGCUGCUCUACAAAGACCUGUCCAAGGUGACCACGGAGAAGGUGCUGAGGCAGAUGAGGAAGCUGCCGUGGCAGGACCCCGAGGUGAAGAGCUUCCUCAUCUGCUGCAUGGUCAACAUCUGGAACGUCAAGUACAACAGCAUCCACUGCGUCGCCAACCUGCUGGCCGGUCUGGUCGCCUACCAGGAGGAUGUGGGGAUCCACGUGGUGGACGGCGUGCUAGAGGACAUCAGACUGGGCAUGGAGGUCAACCAGCCGAAGUUCAACCAGCGGCGCAUCAGCAGCGCCAAGUUCCUCGGCGAGCUUUAUAACUACCGCAUGGUGGAGUCCGCCGUCAUCUUCCGCACUCUCUUCUCCUUCAUCUCCUUUGGGAUCAAUCAGGACGGCAGCCCGAGCCUCCUCGACCCUCCUGAGCACCUGUUCCGCAUCCGCCUGGUCUGCACGCUGCUCGACACGUGCGGACAGUACUUCGACCGCGGCUCCAGCAAGAGGAAACUCGACUGUUUCCUCAUCUACUUCCAGCGGUACAUCUGGUGGAAGAAGAGCCUGGACGUCUGGACCAAAGACCACCCGUUCCCCAUCGACAUCGAUUACAUGAUCAGUGACACCCUGGAGCUGCUGCGGCCCAAGAUGAGGCUGAGCUGCUCCCUGGAGGAGGCCACCAAACAGGUCACAGAGCUGGAGAGGGAGGUGCUCGUCAAACUGGGUCUGGCAAUGGAAAAAGAUGGCCGCUCCAGCGCCAUGAGCGAAGGCGAGGGUCUUGACGAAGAAGACGAUGAUGGCGAUGAUGAUGAAGAGGGCGGCGCAGAGACGGAGGAGCAGUCGGGCAACGAGAGCGAAAUGAACGAACAGGAAGAGGAUGAGGGAUCUGAGAAUGAGGAGGAGGAGAGGGAGGAAGAAGAGGAGGAGAACACCGACUACCUGACUGACUCCAACAAAGAGAAUGAGACAGACGAGGAGAACAAUGAGGUCACCAUCAGGGGAGGAGGACUGAAGCAUGUAGCUUGUGCUGAGGACGAGGAUUUCAUUCAGGCUCUAGAUAAGAUGAUGCUGGAGAACCUGCAGCAGCGCAGCGGCGAGACGGUGAAGGUGCACCAGCUGGACGUGGCGAUCCCGCUGCAGCUGAAAAGCCAACUGAAGAAGGGGGGCUCCGGACAGCCGUGCCUCGGGGAAACAGAAGCAGACAUCUCUGACACCAUGCAGUUUGUGAUGCUGACACGUAAAGGAAACAAACAGCAGUAUAAGAUCCUGAACGUGCCGCUGUCGUCCCACCUGGCGGCGAAUCACUUCAACCAGCAGCAGGCUGAGCAGGAGGAGCGCAUGAGGAUGAAGAAGCUGACCCUGGACAUCAACGAGAGGCAGGAGCAGGAGGACUACCAGGAGAUGAUGCAGUCCCUGGCGCAGCGUCCCGCUCCGGCCAACACAAACCGAGAGCGCCGGCCUCGCUACCAGCACCCGAAAGGCGCUCCCAAUGCCGACCUCAUCUUCAAGACCGGAGGAAGGAGACGCUGAUUGGAGUCUGGGCCCAGGCUGAACGAGCGAGCAAGAGAGCGAGUGAUCGAGCAAAAAGAGAGAGAGAAAGAGAAGAUCGGAGGGGAAACCGGUCGAAACAGGGAACGAGUCCUCCAGACGCCCGCACAUGCCGGCACAGACCAAAACCCGCUGACGUGAACAGACACUCUGACGAGGCUGAUGGGGCGCCGGGGGAGAAGAAGAGCCUGGAGCCGGAGGUCAGACGUCUGUCACACGCGAUGGCUCUCUUUCUGUUUUUGUCUGUUGCCUGAGAUGACAGAACACAAACCCGUCUGGACCAAACUACAAACAAAGACGACUGAACUCCUGAGCGGUCGACUGACAGCGAGACGGACGGGAGGGCGGGGUUAACGGAUCGCCUCCGGUGGGGAAAACACUGACUCAUAUUUAGGAGUUAAAAACCUGCGAGUGGACAACAUUUUCACCAGACUAGCGAGGAACGUUUUGUUUUUGGACUCUUGGAUUGGGAACAUUUUUGUUUGUCCGUCACGAUGCGGCUAAGACGCUGGAGUACAGUGGAGUUUUCACAUCAUUCAAAAACUGGCUGAAUCGAUGUUCUCGUACACAAAUUAUGAGGUUGAAGUGUAUCUGAUGGUGUGUUUGUCUUGACCUGGAGGAAUCUGUUGGAGCUAGUCAGAGUUAGCUCAACGAUAUCACUGUUAACAGGGGAAACGGCUAGCUAAGCUGUUCUCUGUCUUUCCAUUAUUACAGCGAGUACAAACGUCUUUACGGUUGGUAAAGACGAGCUUUUCGACCCCCCAGGAGACGAGGAAAACCGUCACUACAAGUAAAGCUCAAGUAACCCUGAGAGCUUUGUGGAUGCAGAUGUAAUUAGCAGAGUAGGCUAGCUUUUCCCCUUGGUUACAUUCUCCAUGCUAAGCUAAGCUAACAACCUCUGGCUUCCAUCUAUGAACGGGGUUCAAAUCUUCUAAAAACUGUCGUAAAAAAAAGGGAAAAUGGCAAUAAUGGUCGGUGAAGUUCGUCAGUACUUUUCAAUACCACACGGUUCAGUUGCUUUUUUAAAUGAUUGUUUUGAAAAGUAUUGGAGCUUUAGAAAUGAAACAGAUCUUGGGUCCAAUUUUUAACCUAGAGAGAAAAGCAGCGAUGGUCUGUUCAAGCUCACAAGUAGCAAAUACCGAUGUUUUUCAGGUCCUUUAAUGCCUCCCUGACCCCAUUUAUACCUUGCAUUAACACAUUAACAUGCAUUUGGAUACCAAAUGGUAUUUUUUAAUGCUGCUAGGUGCAUGAGCCUCAGCUGAUACCUGAAAACUCAGACUGGAUGUGCUUUGGGAUGUUUUUGCCCAGAUUAGUCUGGCGGUCCAUAGGGGUGUGACGGUUCACAGAGGUCACAGUUCGAUUCCUCGGUAUUAGGUCUGAACAAUUUGAGAAAAUAACCUGAUUGUGGUUUAAUAUGUGAUUAUUUUUAGGUUCGUCCUCUUAGGUAUUUUUCAACAAACAUAAGAAAUAAAUCCUUCUACAGCAGUGGUUUUCAAAGUGUGGAAGA
Molecule: messenger RNA, 5441 nt
Organism: Cheilinus undulatus (humphead wrasse)
Lineage: Eukaryota; Metazoa; Chordata; Actinopteri; Labriformes; Labridae
Gene: upf2
Product: UPF2 regulator of nonsense mediated mRNA decay
Exons: 21
Coding region: 47-3916 (1289 amino acids)
Biological process (GO): nuclear-transcribed mRNA catabolic process, nonsense-mediated decay
Cellular component (GO): cytoplasm; exon-exon junction complex
Molecular function (GO): RNA binding; protein binding
Source: RefSeq, a predicted model, not a curated record